This is a messenger RNA of Prorocentrum cordatum, 2223 nucleotides long. NCBI's taxonomy places the organism in Eukaryota, Dinophyceae, Prorocentrales, Prorocentraceae. The record is from the annotation of a GenBank genome assembly.
CCCAAAGGUGACAUCGUAUCGCAUCCAACGUUCCCGCGCCCUGAUCAUAUGGCAUUUUUUGCUACUUCGCGAGAUACAGAUCCAGGGGCGGGUUCGUGGAAACAUGUGGCAUUCCCCACCAGUUGGCACCCUGCCUUCGUAGUUCGAAGCGUUGGCAAGCUGUGCAGCUUGCCGUACGUACUGGAUGUCCAUAUGUCGAGGUGCACUUGCAUAUUUUCAGAAUUGGUUGGGGGUUCGGCAUACUUGGCAACUGAGGUCGCGCAGCCAGAUGUCCCCACCAUGAGGUUCGACGGACCAGUUUUGUUUCCAGCAUGUAUUUUUGUUUGAGUAGCAUCAUAUGAAGGCGAUAUUUUUUCCCAUUGUGCAGGGUGUAGCCUCUCGGCUUUCAGCGGGGCACAGUCCAACGCUUUGUAGGUCAUGAAAUGUUGAUCUGGGGGCUUGGUAAUGCAUGCCGUAACUCUUCGAACGAGGCCCUUCGCAACAGACCCAGUCGCAGCAUCGCCAGAUCGUACAGGCCGUACCGUGGGCACUGGAAGCUGCAAGACGUGGAGAAGUGGUGCCGCACUUCCCCGCAGGCUUGCGCUGUACGUCAGCGUGCUCGGCGGCGCGCUCCUGGCCGUGCUCUGCGGCGUGAUCCGUCUGGCCGGAGACACGGUCGAAGCAGGCAUUUCUGCGCCCUUCUCUGGCGGUGCCGUGUGGGAGCAGCUGCCAGUGUUGGAGCACCUUCGAGUUUCCCAAGGAUGGGGCCGUGUGCAAAGUGCAGGUCAGCCUGGAGAUGAAGCGAUUGCAGAAUUGUGGCGGAGCUGGUGGCGCACCGAAGGCACACACCGUGAGACUUGUGGAGGGCGCCUUGUUUGUCUGCUAUCAGGCGCCAAGUUCGAGCUCGACUCGAGCGUGCCACGGCCGUUGUACGCCACCGACGUGGACGGCAAGCUGGUCCCUGCCAAGCAGGUGCCAGACCCCCAGGCUGAGCCGUACGCCUGCCAGGUGCAGCGGCUGGCCGUGGACUUCUCUGCGCUCGCGAGCCUCGUGGAGGACGGCGGCGUCUUCAGCCAGAAGCUGGAGGCUCGUGGCUUCAGCCUCGCCGGCGACGGCUAUCCCGACGGUUCGCUGCGGCUCGGCGGCUGCCGGCCGCCGGCCCCGCCAAGGGCGUGGCGCGCGGAGCUGCGCGGCCGCUGCCUGGGCACGCAGAUCCUCACGCAGGCGAGCCGCGCGCUGCGGGCCGUGAGCCAGCACGCAGAGGAGCCCGCCUGCGCCGUGAGCGACCCGCGGACCACCGCCCUCGUCGUGCGGCACGCCGUCUCGAACCUCUGGGAGGCGCACUUCGCCCUCGUCGAGGCCGCGGCGCGCCUGGCCGCCCUCGGCCUGCUGCCGCGCCCCGGGGCGGAGCGCGCCGCGAACGCCUCGCAGGUGGUGCUGCUGCCCCCGGACUCGGCCAACACGGGCCUCCCCGGAGCCUCGCUGGAGCUCUGGUCGCUGCUCCUCGGCGGCCGCGUCGUCUCCGCGCGGGACGUCCGGCCGAGGGCGGUGCACUGCUUCGACCGGGCCGCGCUGAUCUCCGACUUCUGCUGCGAGGCCGGAGACCUCUGCCCGGCCUCCUCGUGGCUGCCGGUGCCGCCGCGGAGCGCAGGCCUCUCGGGGCUCCCCUGCGCGGCCCACGCCGGCGGCGCGGGCUGCGCCUACGGCCUGGCGCGCGGCCGCCUGCGCGCCGCCCUGGGGGAGCGCCGCCGCGCGGCCGCGCCGCCGGAGGGCCCCGGCGCCAUCCUGGUGUCGCGCCGCACGGCCAGCAACCGCAGGGUCCUCCAGGAGGACGCCCUGGCGGAGGCGCUGGGGCGGCUGCUGCAGGGGAGGCUGCGCGUGCGCCUGGUGGACUUUGCCAGCCUGCCGAUCCUCGAGCAGGCCGCCGUGGUCGCGCGCGCCGAGCAGCUCGCCGGCGUGCACGGAGCAGGCCUCACGCACAUGCUCUUCCUGCCCGCGCACGCCUCCGUCGCCGAGGUGGCGCUGCGGGAGGGCUGGCACGACGUCGACGGCCCCAAGGGCUCGCCGCCGAUGUACGCGGAGAUGGCCCAGCGGCUCGGGCUCGGGUACGCGUCCUGGCUCUACGACGGCCCUCUGGGCCAGGAGCUGGACCUGAAUCUCUCGGCUCCUGUCAUGGCGUCUCUGAUGUCCCGGGCGCACUCCCUGCGGUGACCAGGCCGCGGUGCUCCGCCGGGUGUGCGAGAA